UGCUCAAGAGCUGUAGAAAGUCCUGGGAUUUACAACAAACCGUAGCGCAAACAACGACGGCAAAAUGGUGAACGAAUACACGGGACCGCCUCCGCAGGAAAUGGAAACGUUCCUGCCUCAGGAUGGAAAGAACGGAGCCACUGUGUACAAGUUUACACCCGCCAAAUCUGAUGUCGAGGCAAAUGGUACAAUACAGUUUGAUCCGUUCAAAGAACGGAAAUUAGAACAUCCUACGACUGAUGGCGAAACGUUAACGCAUCUGCUGAAGGCUUCGCUCGGUACGGGCAUCCUGGCGAUGCCGGUCGCGUUCAGCUAUGCUGGUCUGGUUGGAGGUAUCCUGGCUACCGUUUUCACCGCUUUCAUCUGCACGCACUGUGCGUACGUGCUGGUCAAGUGUGGACACACGCUCUACCGUCGCACGCAUCGGACGGCAAUGAGCUUCUCGGAGAUUGCCGAGGUUGCGUUUGAGAAUGGACCGGAAUGGGGCCGUCGCUUUGGCAUGCCAACGUCGUACUGCAUCCGAUACGGACUCUUCAUAACGUACUUCGGUACAUGUGCCGUCUAUACAGUCAUCAUUGCGACCAACUUCCAGCAAGUGAUUGAGCAUUACUACGGCAGCCCGCUGAACCUGCGCGUGAUGAUCGCGCUGCUACUUGUGCCGCUUAUCCUUCUAUCCUGGGUGCCGAACCUGAAGUACCUUGCGCCGGUUUCGAUGGUCGCGAACGUGUUUAUGGGUGUUGGGUUGGGCAUUACGUUCUACUAUCUGGUGACCGAUAUGCCGCCGGUCGAUUCGCGCCCACUCUUUCUGCCUGUAAUGCAAUGGCCCGCAUUCUUCGCCAUUGUGAUCUUUGCGAUGGAGGCUAUCGGUGUGGUGAUGCCGUUGGAGAACCAGAUGAAAACGCCCCAGAACUUUAUCGGCAUUUGUGGUGUGCUGAACCAGGGUAUGGCUGGUGUAACACUGAUCUACAUCCUGCUCGGUUUCCUCGGUUACGUGAAGUAUGGUGAUGAGGCGGCAGGCAGCAUUACCCUCAAUCUACCGGUCGAUGAAAUUCCCGCUCAAGCUGUAAAGAUCCUAAUCGCGCUCGCCGUGUACUGUACGUUUGGACUCCAGUUCUACGUGUGUCUCGAUAUUGGCUGGGUUGCCAUCAAGGAUCGGUUCACCAAACGACCGAGGCUGGUGGAGUACGUGAUGCGCACCAUUCUCGUUACUGCCGCCGUUCUGCUAGCCGUCGCUGUACCGACCAUCGGUCCGUUCAUUGGUCUCAUCGGUGCAUUUUGCUUCUCGAUCCUCGGCCUGCUGAUCCCGAUCGUCAUCGAGAUGGUUACAUACUGGGAGGAAGGAUUCGGACCCGGCAACUGGAUCGUGUGGAAGAAUGUUAUCGUGAUGGUGUUCGGCAUCAUUGCACUCGUGUUUGGUUCCAAGAGCUCCAUCCAGGACAUUCUUGCGCUGUACGCUUAAGGUCUGCAGCACCG
Molecule: messenger RNA, 1473 nt
Organism: Anopheles maculipalpis
Lineage: Eukaryota; Metazoa; Arthropoda; Insecta; Diptera; Culicidae
Gene: path
Product: proton-coupled amino acid transporter-like protein pathetic
Exons: 5
Coding region: 65-1459 (464 amino acids)
Biological process (GO): amino acid transmembrane transport
Cellular component (GO): vacuolar membrane
Molecular function (GO): amino acid transmembrane transporter activity
Source: RefSeq, a predicted model, not a curated record